This is a messenger RNA of Larimichthys crocea (large yellow croaker), 1404 nucleotides long. It is a transcript of the gene ahsgb, whose product is annotated as alpha-2-HS-glycoprotein 1. Gene Ontology annotation, cellular component: blood microparticle; extracellular matrix; extracellular region. The coding region runs from base 56 to 1264 and encodes 402 amino acids. Gene Ontology annotation, molecular function: cysteine-type endopeptidase inhibitor activity. NCBI's taxonomy places the organism in Eukaryota, Metazoa, Chordata, Actinopteri, Sciaenidae. The transcript has 7 exons. Gene Ontology annotation, biological process: negative regulation of endopeptidase activity. The record is from RefSeq and is a predicted model, not a curated record.
UAUGUCUACAUAAGGUCCCUGGCUGUAGUGGUCUGCUGUCGAUCUCCUUUGCACCAUGAAGGUGUUACCCAUCCUGGUGUUGCUGUCUUCGGUGGCGCAGCUUUGCAGUGCUACUCCAGUGGAGCCGUUAACAUGCAGCGAGGACAAUGCUGCUACAGCAGCACAUUUUGCAAUGCAUCACAUCAACAUGCACCAUCAUCAUGGCUACAAGUUCAGACUCAGUGAGAUCCAAGGCAACAAAACCGAAAAGGUUGAUGACGGCUGUAACAUUGAACUGCAGUUGGACCUUCUGGAGACAAAAUGCCAUACUGUCAACCCCAAACCCUUUGAAGACUGUGAGCUCUGGAGCGAGAGUGACCGGGCGGUGAUAGCCAACUGCACUGUGAUGAUCAGUGUAAAAAAUAGUGAUGCCAAAGUCACCAAAUACAAUUGUGACACACGACAAGUACUUACUAACAGCGAGAUGGCGAGUAUCUGCCCAGACUGUCCUGUCCUGGUUGCACUCAAUAACACUAACGGUCUUAGGGCUGUUGAUAGCAUUGUGAAAACUUUCAACAAGAACACCAGCAACCAGCACUACUACAUCCUGCACGAAGUAGGACGGAUACUUACUGGGUACAUUCCCGGCUUAGGGAUGAAGUAUAGACCCGAGGCUGUCCUUGUGGAGACUCGAUGCCCGAUGGGAUCCAGAAUAGCUAUAGAGGCAUGCAAACCCCUCUGUCCUGACAGAGCUCAUCAUGCUCUCUGCAGUGCAUCCUCUAACAGUAUGGGCGUACUUGGGGAUAUGGAUUGUGAAUUCUAUCCUCCAAAGAACACUACUGCCCUUGGCCCUGAUGAGAAGGAGCCUGUAUGUAAGCCCCAUCCUCAUCAUGGGGGACAUUUUGAUCCUCCUGGCCCUCCUGGGCAUGCACACAGAAAAGGGCCUCCUCCCCAUGCUCACGGUCAAAGUGACAAUGGUGGUAAAGGAGGUAAACAUAAACAUGAUCAUGAUCAUGAUCAUGAUCAUCUUCUUAGGGGACAUCCUGAUCCUCCUGGCCUUCCUGGGCAUGCAAACAGAAGAGGACCCCCUCCCCAUGCUCACGGUCACGGUCACAGUCAUGAUCAUGGUCAAGGACAUGGUCAUGGAUCCCCUCCCCGUCCCCAUGGUCCCCAUGGUCCCCAUGGUCCUCCCUGCCAUGGAGUAUUGACCAAUGUUGACCCAGCUCUCCACCCCAUUUGCCCCUGGCCUCAUCCUGAACCUCCCGCUAACCCAAGAGAGAGCUAGUCUAAGACACACACCAAUGUAAAAGAACCAUGUACCACCUGUUACUAUGCAGAAGAAUUGUCUACAGUCUCUAUUGUAUGCAAAAAAUGCUACAAUCCGUGACAAAACAAGUGAAAUAAAUCAUUAGCGUCAGUCUCUGU